Molecule: messenger RNA, 5022 nt
Organism: Helianthus annuus (common sunflower)
Lineage: Eukaryota; Viridiplantae; Streptophyta; Magnoliopsida; Asterales; Asteraceae
Exons: 3
Coding region: 1-5022 (1673 amino acids)
Source: RefSeq, a predicted model, not a curated record
AUGGAUGGUCGUCAUAAAUCUGGUGACACUGCCGCUAGUGUCAUGCAUGAUCGGGGUAAGCCGCCUAACUUGCCUAAGGAUAUUUCCGAUAAAUCGUUGAACUUAGAUGGAGCUGAUUACUUGAAUGAGCCUGUGGUGGAGGAGAUGUCUACACCUGGUACAGCACCAAUUCGUGGGAUCGGAUUACGUGUAACUAAUAUUGAAGGUAACCCGCUGCUUCCGAGAAGAGGUAUGUAUUCUACGACGAAUACUUCGAUAUUGGAUGGUUUAAUGAGUAUUUCAACACCGGUGGACAACUUGUUCGCUGCUGGAGAGUCGUCGUCGAUGGCUAAUAAGGGUGAUAAGGCUGGUAAGGGGAUAGAGUCUUUGCAGGGUUCGGGUUCUAAUCAGAAUGGUGGGGAAAAGGGUGCGAAUAUGAUGUCUUAUGCUGAUUCGGUUUUGGCGUCCAAGUCAAGGAAAAUUAAUUUUAGAAAUCUAGCCAGCCCAGUUAUGCAUGAGGGAUGUGACGUUGUUCUUCCUCGGGAAUCUGUUCGUGCAGUGCAGCAUAAGUUAGCUAACACUUUAUAUGGUUAUUUCUUGGGUGACCGAGUGGCGUUCCCGGUUGUGGAGUAUUUUGUUCGUAAUAACUGGAAGAAAUUUGGGUUACAAAAAACCAUGAUGAAUGCGAAUGGCUUUUUCUUUUUUCAGUUCUCCAACGAAACUGGCAUGCUGGAUGCGUUGAAAGGAGGCCCGUGGAUCAUCCGGUCUCAACCGUUGUUUCUUUGUGAAUGGAGUCCGACUGUUAAGUUGGAGAAAAAGGAGGUUAAAAAGGUUCAGGUAUGGGUUAAAAUUCAUGACAUCCCAAUUGCGGCGUAUACAGAAGAUGGGCUGAGUAUGAUUGCCACAAUAAUUGGUGAACCGAAACUUCUGGAUUCGUAUACUACUUCCAUGUGUAUGGACAUGUGGGGCCGAAGUAGUUAUGCUAGAGCUUUAAUCGAGGUGUCUGCUGAUAAUGAGUUACGAGAGGAAAUCACUUUGGCCAUUCCUGAACUCGAGGGGGAGGGUUUCGUCAAAGAAACUAUGUAUGUUGAAUAUGAAUGGUUCCCGUGUAGGUGUUCUAAAUGCUGUGUUUUUGGCCACUCGAUUGAAAAUUGUCCUCAAACCCCUAAAAAACCUGCCAAUGUUAAGAAGCCUACUAAUGUUAAGAGGGGGGAGCAGAACGAUAAGGGUCAAGUGCAUGAGAAUCGUUAUGCUAAGAAGUAUCCGGUUGUUGAUGAAGAUGGGUAUCAAGGGGUUCCAACUAGGAAAGUUGCUCGCAAACAGGGUUUCCAAGUUAAUAAACAAAAACAGAAAUUUGAAUAUAGACCGGUGACUGCAAAACCGAAUGGGGAGGUGAAAAAGGAUACUUCUUCGAGAGCUACGGAUGUAAGGUCGAGUAAUCCGUUUGAUGUGCUUAACGAAGUGGAAGAUGUUGCAGGAACUAGUGGCACAAAGCCGGGGGUAAACAAUGAUGAGUCCGAUGAAGAUGAGGUGAUUGAGAAUGAUGCUGAUAUGGACGGGUUUUUAAAGGAGGGUACUCGUAAAACUAAAAGUAAAGGGGCAAGCACUCCUUCUCCGACAGUUAAUGAUGAAUCUCAUGUGGAUGUUGGUAAUUUGGGUAAGGUGUGCAAGUCAGUUUUUCGUUCGUGGGAGUGGACUUCUAACGGUGGUUGUUGUUACAAAGGCACGAGAAUUAUUAUUGGAUGGAACCCGGAUGUUUUUGAUGUCAUGAUUUUGUCUCAAUCUCCUCAGUUGUGGCAUAAUCUCUCAGUGCAUAAAGCCCUUGUCAUUGAUAAACCUUGGUGCAUUAUGGGUGAUUUCAACUCGGCUCUUAACAUUGAAGACAACUCUAUGGGAACGUCAUCGAUUUCUAUUGGUAUGAGAGAUUUUCAGGAAUGUGUGGAUAAUAUUGAGGUUGUUGAUAUCAACCGAAUGGGGAUCCAUUUUACAUGGACUCAAAAACCAAAGAAUGGGGUAGGUUUACUAAAGAAGCUUGAUCGAGUGAUGGGUAAUACAGCGUUUAUAGCGGAUUACCCUAAUUCAGUUGCCAUGUUCAAGCCGUAUAGGUUAUCGGAUCACUGCCCGUGCAUUUUAUCCUUCCCGGAUGCUGGUAUGUUGAAGCCUAGGUCGUUCAAGUUUGCUAAUUUUCUGGUUUUUAAACUUGAGUUUUCAGAUAUUGUUAAAGAUAAAUGGGAGACGUCUGUGAAUGGUGUUCAUCAAUUUAGGGUGGUGAAAAAACUCCGGCUUCUGAAACACCCGUUGCGCUCCUUGCUUUUCAAGCAAGGCAAUCUGCAUAAAAAAGUUGAAAAGCUGCGUGUGGAGCUGGAUUCUAUUCAGCUUCUUAUUGAUCGGGAUCCAACGAAUGCGGAGUUACGAGUCGCUGAGAGUUCGAUCAGUAGUCAGCUUCAAGAGGCUUCGUUAGAUGAGGAACGAUUUCUGAAACAAAAGUCAAAAGUUGAUUGGUUGAGUGCGGGGGAUAUGAACUCCGCAUUUUUUCAUUCAUCGCUGAAGGUUAGGAAUCAUGUUAGUCGGAUUGAGGGGAUCAAAGAUGCGGCUGGCAAUCUGUUUGAAGGAGAGAACGUUUUUCAACCAUUUGUUCAGCACUACGAGAAAUUUUUUGGAUCUCAAGGCGAUAUUUCUCUUACUCCGGCUCCGGAUUUAUUCUCCAAAGUCCUUGAUCCUCAGGUUGCUAUUCAUAUGAUUCGACAAGUUACGGCGGAAGAGGUGAAAAAGGCCAUAUUUUCUAUUGGUAUUGAUAAAGCGCCUGGUCCUGAUGGGUAUACAACAGCAUUUUUUAAAAGUGCCUGGCCUAUUGUUGGUAAUGAUAUUACUUGUGCUAUUGUUGAUUUUUUUGAAACAGGAAACCUUCUUCGGGAAUUGAAUCACACGAAUAUUGUGCUCAUUCCGAAAAUUCCUACUCCGUCAGCUGUUACUGACUACCGUCCAAUUGCGUGCUGUAAUGUGUUAUACAAAUGUAUCAGUAAAAUUGUGGCGGACAGAAUAAAAGUUGCUCUAAAUGACAUCGUUAGCAUUAAUCAAUCAGCAUUUGUGCCAGGACGAAGAAUAUCGGAUAAUAUUAUGCUGACUCAAGAAUUAAUGCAUAAUUACCAUAGACAUUCGGGCCCUCCAAGAUGUGCUUUUAAGGUUGACAUCCAGAAAGCUUAUGACACGGUUGACUGGGGUUUUCUAAAAAAUGCUUUGCUUGGUUUUGGGUUUCAUCGGAAGAUGGUUGAUUGGAUAAUGGUGUGUGUCUCGACGGCCUCUUUUUCUAUAUGUGUCAAUGGAACAGUUCAUGGCUUCUUUAAGGGCAAACGAGGGCUACGGCAAGGGGACCCAAUUUCUCCUUACCUCUUCACUUUGGUUAUGGAGGUUCUAACUUCCAUUCUGCAUCAAGCUGUUCGUAUCGAUUCUUCUUUUAGAUUUCAUAAUAAAUGCGAAAAACAGCAGAUUAUCAAUCUUUGUUUUGCCGAUGAUUUGUUUCUGUUUGCUAGAGGUGAAGUCAACUCGGCUCGGUGUAUUAUGACAUCCCUCGCGAAGUUCACUAAGAUGUCGGGACUAGUGCCUAGUAAUCAAAAAAGCACCAUUUUCUUUUGUAAUGUUACCAACCAUGUAAAAGAAUCUAUUCUGGAGCUCAUGCCUUUUGUGGAAGGAAAAUUGUCGGUCAGAUAUUUAGGGGUCCCCUUGAUCUCUUCUAGGCUUGGUUAUAAUGAUUGUCGAGUGCUUGUGGAAAGAUUAGAGAAACGUAUAACACAUUGGAGGAACAAGUUACUCUCUUUUGCGGGUCGGCUUCAGCUUAUUGUUUCGGUUCUAUCUUCCAUGCACAUCUAUUGGUCUUCUGUGUUUAUAUUACCGGCUAGGAUCAUUAAUGAGCUUGAAGCUUGUAUGCGUAACUUCUUAUGGUCCCAAGAGAGCUCGUAUUCUAAAGGCAAAGCUAAGGUUUCUUGGAAGGCUGUUUGCACGCCAAAAUAUGAAGGAGGUUUGGGCAUUAGACGCAUUGGGGAUAUGAACAAGGCUCUUAUGUCUAAACACAUUUGGAGCAUUGUUUCGAAACGGGAGUCUCUAUGGGUUGAAUGGGUGUAUAGCUACCGUCUUAAAGGCAAGAGUUUCUGGGUGUGUAAAACCCCUUCAAAUUGUUGUUGGUCUUGGAGAAAAUUGGCUCAGCUGAGGCCGCUCAUCAGAAAUCAUAUAUGGUCGGAGGUGGGAAAUGGUAUUAAAACUUCUGCUUGGUUCGACUAUUGGUGUGAUAUAGGUCCGCUCGGUAACUUUAUUUCGCCGAGAAACAUUUCGGAUGCUGAUUUCAUGAUGGACGAUACUGUGGCUAACAUUUAUUCGAAUGGUUCUUGGUCUUGGCCUAUGGCAUGGAGAGAUUUAUUUCCGGUUCUUAUCCAAUUGGAUCAGCUUCAUUUGGAUCCGUCAAAACCGGAUAGAUUGCUAUGGAGAGAUGGCACCGAUAAAUCUGAGUUUUCUUCUUCGGGUGUUUGGCAUUCAAUUCGGCACAAAGAUCCAGAAGUUAAUUGGUGCAACAUUGUUUGGUUCUCGCAAUGUAUUCCCAGGCAUGCGUUUAUGAUGUGGUUGGUAAUGAAAGGUAAACUCUUGACACAAGAUAAAAUCUUAAAUUGGGAGUUGUCGCGGAGGAAGAAUAUGAAUAUGAUGUGCUGCCUGUUAUGCUACAAAAAUUUUGACUCUCAUGCACAUUUAUUCUUUGAAUGCGAGUUCUCGUCUCAAGUGUGGCUGAUUAUUCGAAACAAGGCGGGUAUGGCUACGGUCAGACCGAUAUGGGCUGAUAUUGUUGAUUGGUUGCUGGCUCGAGCUCGGUCUAAAGCGGCUGGGUUUUUUGUUGCGAAAAUUAUGGUGGCUGCUGCCUUAUAUUUCGUUUGGCAAGAAAGAAAUGCUAGACUUUUCAAAAAUCAGUUGAGGCCUCCGGAGAAAAUCGGUGAAAUUAUAUUAUCAACGGUUAGAUACAAGCUGAUGGGAGCCAAGCUCAAGACUACUGCCAGAGUGUGA